AGCAACUCCAACGGCUUCUUCAAAUUACACUAGUCAAAUUUCAUUUAGCUAGCUAUUUAGCUAUAUAAUGGAUGGGAAAUCCAACAGUUAAUCUAUCCAUCCCUCCUCCCACGCGUUAUCCUCUUCCUCUCGCCCACACUCUGCUCUCUACUCCUCUCCGCCCCGGCGACUGGGCAGCCACGGCCAGCCGGAGGGCGCGUGGCCGUAGGGCGGUGGUCGGAGGGCGAGCGGGCCAAGGGCGUGUGAUCGGAGGAGGAGCGGUUGCGCUGCGAGUGAGCGGUGGGCGGUGGCCGGAGGUGGAGGAGCGGGUGGAGGCGGCGGAGGAGGAGCUGGUGCGCGGCGAGCGGGCGGAGUGCGGCAACCGGAGGGCGAGCGGGUGCGUGGUGAACAGGCCGAGGGUGCGCGGCCGGAGGGCGAGCGGGCGGGGCACGACCGCCUGCGAGGAGAAGGCGGCGGUCGAGCUUCAUGGAGGGGCGGGCGGCGGCGGCACGCUCGGCGUCGAGCUUCGUGAAGCGGCGGCGAGCUUGGUGGAGGUGUGUGCUGCGGAGGGGCGCGCGGCAGCGAGCGGUGCGAAGGGGCGCACACGGAGGCCUCCUCGGAGAGGCGAGCGGCGGAGGUCUCCUCGGCGGGGCGCACGACGGAGGCCUCCUCGGAGGGGCGCGCAGCAGGAGCUCCGCAGAGGGGCGCACGGCGGCGGGGGUGUCGGCGAAGAGGUGGGCCCACGUGAAUCAAAAGGAUACCGAAUCGCUGGCUUCUGCAUUUUUGCCUCCCAGGUGGCUCGCAACACUCAAUCAAUUAAAUGGACCGGCCCAACCGUGGAAUCGUGUGUUUCGGACCAUCAUCUACAACGACAAAAAAUUCCCCCGCCCCCCUCUCCCGGUCUCUUUGUCACGCUAUUACGUGGUUUCAGCGGUUAUAAGCAAAGUUCCUGGAAUGCGGGGCUGAUCCCUACCUUUUGAAGUA
Panicum virgatum (switchgrass) is the source of this 963-nucleotide messenger RNA. RefSeq lists its product as uncharacterized. Bases 72 to 959 code for a protein of 295 amino acids. Lineage: Eukaryota; Viridiplantae; Streptophyta; Magnoliopsida; Poales; Poaceae. The record is from RefSeq and is a predicted model, not a curated record. The transcript is spliced from 2 exons.